AUGUCUGUAGCAAACGGAAUCCCAAAGUCUGUCCAUAUCCAUUCGACGAGCAUCGUUCCAUUCUGUAACGAAGACUUGGAGCUUUGUCCUGUUCGUUGUCCACAGUGCGAAAACUACAAGAGACAGCAUGAUCAUUAUCCUGUUGGCGUAACGGGUGAGCAUUGGCAACAGCUCCUGUGGCACGAUGACCAAGUCUGUGACGCUUGCAAAGCGGAAGAUGAUAAAGAGAAGGAGGGAAAUAAAAAAGAAGAUGAUGAGAAGAAGGAUAGACGCAGAAAGCACGAUCUCGGCAGAUGGGCAAGGAACAAUGCAAAACGGAGAGAAAACAAGAUCGAAAAAAGCAGACUUAACAAGGAUCAAAUCGCAGACUACUUCCGAGAACGAGGUGAAAAGAACAAGAACGGUCUAACUUCGGAUUUCCGCACGAAGCAGAAAGAAACAAAGCCUCCUAGCCACUCCUCGCCCAAGCCAAUUAACAUUCACCGAAAUAUGGCUUUGAAGCCCCACCAGAUCCCAGAAACAAAGUCCGCGCCCAGAGCUACCAUUGCGAAAGAGACGAAACCACCGAAACGCUUCAUGUCGCCUCCCAAAGCUACCCAAAAGCCUCCCGUUCGAUCCUCGCCAAAGCCAACUACCAUCCCCCGUAACAUGGCUUUGCGGCCCCGCCAGAUUCCACAACAGAAGUCUGAUCCUAAAUCUUGCUUUUUGAGGGGGACGAAGCGACCGAAAAUCUCUGGAUCACCUGCCAAAAUCACCCGAAAGCCAUUAUUCUCAGGGCAAACUGCCAGGUUUGGGGAGAAGUCUAGGAAAAUGCAGAGCUCGGAGAGCGCCAAAAAGACGGGGGUAUCACCAGCGCAAAAGUCAAAUGGUCUGUCCAUACUUCCCAAGAAGAAGACCUCGCAGCCUUGA
Parastagonospora nodorum SN15 is the source of this 909-nucleotide messenger RNA. RefSeq lists its product as hypothetical. Bases 1 to 909 code for a protein of 302 amino acids. Lineage: Eukaryota; Fungi; Ascomycota; Dothideomycetes; Pleosporales; Phaeosphaeriaceae. The transcript has 2 exons. The record is from RefSeq and is a predicted model, not a curated record.